AUGAGCGAAUCUAAGAUAAAGGCAGCUGGGCUGAGAUUCCAGAAGAGAGCAGACUCCAGUAACCCUACUCCAAGCUCUGCCAGUACCUUUUACAAUUUGAACCGCCCAUCUAAAGGAAUUCCAAUCUCGAAGCCAAAGGAGGGCGAUAAUGAUGAAUAUAAUGAUGACAAUCAUCGGCGUUUAAGGAAGGAUCUUGACCGACUGUACCCAAAUUCUACCUUACCCACGCGCCCGGCUCGGAAUGUUUCGAACAAGAGAUUUCCAGCUCCACCAUCGGGCUAUUCGACUGGAUCCUCAACUCGUGCGCUCGACGAAAACCCGAUGGGUGUAGGCUCGUCGUCUUCCGCAUCUUCUCGAUUAUUGAAACCUCCUAUCAAUCACAAUGCACGUUUACAAGGUGAUCGUGUUCCAGGAAACCGCACUUGGACUCCUUCAAAUCAAACGAUUGAACAAUCCCCUCCUGAUUCUUCCACUCAGGCUUCACAUCUUAGUUCUCGAUUAGGAUCAGAACACUUCUCUCUCAAUGAUGAGCGUUGUACCACCAUCUCCUCUCCGCAUCAAGAAAAGCCCGACAUUGAAACACCCGCAUGGCUGGCAGAAGAUCAAUCUUUAAUUCUUCGACUCGAUGCUGCCAUUGCUUCUCCUACGCGUCUCGAAAGCUCGGCUCCAAGACUAGAACCAGAUGAUCUAUGCCUUGCACGAAGAAUUGAUGCUGCUAUUGCUUCCCCUGAAAUUGUUUCUCCUCCACGUGGAAAAACUACAGUUCAAAAGCCCACAGGCAAGAAAAUACCAUCCAUCUUCCUAAAUCCUUCUCACAACUCUAGGCCACAAGCAGCAUCUUCCAAAGGCCGGAUUAACCCCAUCAGGCACAGCCAAACCUCGAAGCAUACCAAAUCAUGCCUUAACAGUCCUAAAAAGUCGAUUUCUCAGAGGGCUUCCAAUGGGUAG
Melampsora larici-populina 98AG31 is the source of this 948-nucleotide messenger RNA. RefSeq lists its product as uncharacterized. NCBI's taxonomy places the organism in Eukaryota, Fungi, Basidiomycota, Pucciniomycetes, Pucciniales, Melampsoraceae. Bases 1 to 948 code for a protein of 315 amino acids. The transcript has 4 exons. The record is from RefSeq and is a predicted model, not a curated record.